This is a messenger RNA of Xylona heveae TC161, 710 nucleotides long. Its product is annotated as putative ATP synthase subunit D, mitochondrial. The coding region runs from base 1 to 525 and encodes 174 amino acids. Lineage: Eukaryota; Fungi; Ascomycota; Xylonomycetes; Xylonales; Xylonaceae. Gene Ontology annotation, molecular function: proton transmembrane transporter activity. The transcript is spliced from 3 exons. Gene Ontology annotation, biological process: proton motive force-driven ATP synthesis. The record is from RefSeq and is a predicted model, not a curated record.
AUGGCCGUCGGACGAAGCGCAGCUCUUAAGAUCGACUGGGUCAAGAUCGGCACCUCGCUGGGUCUCAAGGGCCAGACCGCAACUGCCCUGCAGUCCUUCAAGAAGCGCAACGAUGAUGCCCGCCGCAAGGUCCAGACGCUCUCUGAGCAGCCCCAGACCGUCGACUUCGCCAAGUACCGCUCCCUUUUGAAGAACCAGGCCGUCGUCGACGAGAUUGAGAACCACUUCAAGAGCUUCCAGCCCGUCACCUACGACGUCAGCCGCCAGAUCAAGGCCAUUGAGGCUUUCGAGGCCCAGGCCAUCAAGAACGCCGAGGAGACCAAGGGCAAGGUCGACCUUGAGCUCCAGGACCUUGACAGAACCCUCAAGAACAUUGAAGAGGCUCGGCCAUUCGAGGACCUCACUGUCGACGAGGUCGUUGCCGCCCGCCCCGACAUCGACGAGCGCACUGCCCAGCUUGUUUCCAAGGGCCGCUGGUCCGUUCCCGGCUACAAGGAGAAGUUCGGCGAUCUCUCCGUUCUCUAAGCUCGUUCGUCUGUAUAGAUGGAUUCAAACGGGUCGUGGGAUCAUGAGCUCAUGUUGCAUUUGUGCUGUAGCAAGAUACAGGUUCUCUUUUCUGUUAAUGCGGGAAGAGUGUGGGAUCGGAACCGCUUUUGGGUUUGUUGCCUGCAGCCCACUUCAUCCUACUGUAGUUGUAUAGAUAAUCCCGC